Pestalotiopsis fici W106-1 is the source of this 804-nucleotide messenger RNA. RefSeq lists its product as uncharacterized. The record is from RefSeq and is a predicted model, not a curated record. Bases 1 to 804 code for a protein of 267 amino acids. Lineage: Eukaryota; Fungi; Ascomycota; Sordariomycetes; Amphisphaeriales; Sporocadaceae. The transcript is spliced from 2 exons.
AUGGCCGCAAAAUCCGAUGAGGAGCCCUGGACUUUUGUCACCAGCAAAAAAGGCCGGCAAUCCAGAAGAAGGGCGCCACCAGCGGCCAGAGAGAUGUCCCAGACCUCUGGUCCGGCAAGGACAACUCCGAAUCUCUCCGUCCAAGACAUACAGUCAGACUACAAGAAAUUUUCCCUGCAAUGGGCCGACUCAAAGUGCUGCCACAAGCUCCAGGAGCUUGUUAAAUCGAAGUCGUGUCACCCUCGACCUACCAAGGCCAUCUGCCUUGGCCUUGGCUCAUUCGACCCUGAAGACGGCUCAUGGCAGACGAGACGGAGGAGUCACAUUCAACUGGCAGCCUUUGUGACUUUGGUCGAGUCUGUUGAAAGCGAUUCAACGGAUAAGAUUCAAUGCAUAUUUCAGGAUCCAUGCUUUACUGCUAGUGAUACCGAGUUCCUCAAAUCACUGGGUUAUGCGAUUCUAGAAUCCCCAGAUGGAUUCGAAGCUGUCUCGGAGGAUUCUAUUGUGUUUGGCAUUCAUCUUUACAGGGACAUAUACACUGCUGCCAUUGAAAAGGUCAUGCCAGCAAUGUUUGUCGGUACUGGAUAUGAUGUUUGGGAAAAUUAUGCUGACGACAAAGAUGAAUCGUGGAACAAAAUGAAGCGACUGGAUGGUAGCUGCCACAAAAUAUCGUUUCCCGACGACCAGGAUUUCUACCCAACAUUCACAAGCACUACGAUACAUUGGCGAAAAGCUAGUGACGAUGUGCUCGAGAAUCUCACAAAAGUUGUUGAAAACCUAACAAUCACCCAGAAGGAGGACUGA